ACAAUGGCUGCGCUGCCGCGGCUGCUCUGCGCGUCCCUGCUCGCCCUGCUGCUCUGGGCUGGACUUUGUUCCUCUGUGUGUGUGGAAGUCCCAUCUGAGACAGAGGCUGUCCAAGGGACGGACAUGAAGCUGCUCUGCAUCUCCUGCAUGAAGAGGGAAGAGGUGACAGCCAGCACGGUGGUGGAAUGGUUCUACAAGCCCGAGGGGGGAAAGGAUGAGCCUAUCUACGAGCACAGGAAAUCAAUCCACGAGUUUCCAAGCCGCUUCAGUGGGCGGAUACAAUGGAAUGGGAGCAAAGACAUGCAGGACGUGUCCAUCACCGUGCUGAACGUGACCCUGAACGACUCGGGCAUCUACACCUGCAACAUCACCCGCGAGUUCGAGUUCGAGAUCCACCGGCCCCUCUUCCAGAGCUCCAGGAAGAUCCAUCUCACCGUGGUGGAGGAGGCUGGAGAAGACUUCACCUCGGUCAUCUCAGAAAUUAUGAUGUAUAUUCUGCUGGUCUUCCUCACACUCUGGCUGCUGAUUGAAAUGGUCUAUUGCUACAGGAAGGUCUCCAAGGCAGAGGAAGCUGCGCAGGAAAAUGCGACAGACUACCUUGCGAUUCCGUCGGAAAACAAGGAGAACUGUGCUGUGCCUGUGGAGGAGUAG
Molecule: messenger RNA, 651 nt
Organism: Cinclus cinclus
Lineage: Eukaryota; Metazoa; Chordata; Aves; Passeriformes; Cinclidae
Gene: SCN3B
Product: sodium voltage-gated channel beta subunit 3
Exons: 5
Coding region: 4-651 (215 amino acids)
Biological process (GO): regulation of heart rate by cardiac conduction; ventricular cardiac muscle cell action potential; sodium ion transport
Cellular component (GO): voltage-gated sodium channel complex
Molecular function (GO): sodium channel regulator activity
Source: RefSeq, a predicted model, not a curated record